AUGCCUUCUAAAAAGAAAUCAAAUCUUUCACAAUACACAAAACAAUGUAUAAGAUCGAGGCAAUAUCGAGCAAAGCGAGUGGCUGAAGAACGUGCAGCUUGGUCAGCUACCGAUGAUUAUCAGGCGUCGGAUGUUACGCACCAUAAGGAUCGUUUAUCCAUUGAUAAUAAUCAACAAUAUAUGGAAUGUGCUUCUAAAAACAAUGUUUCAAACUCUCAAUGUCCUAAGAGUUAA
Parnassius mnemosyne (clouded apollo) is the source of this 234-nucleotide messenger RNA. The record is from the annotation of a GenBank genome assembly. Lineage: Eukaryota; Metazoa; Arthropoda; Insecta; Lepidoptera; Papilionidae.